Scomber scombrus (Atlantic mackerel) is the source of this 5059-nucleotide messenger RNA. It is a transcript of the gene ppp4r3b, whose product is annotated as protein phosphatase 4, regulatory subunit 3B. Bases 349 to 2724 code for a protein of 791 amino acids. The record is from RefSeq and is a predicted model, not a curated record. Gene Ontology annotation, biological process: DNA damage response; protein dephosphorylation. Gene Ontology annotation, cellular component: nucleoplasm; protein phosphatase 4 complex. Lineage: Eukaryota; Metazoa; Chordata; Actinopteri; Scombriformes; Scombridae. The transcript has 16 exons. Gene Ontology annotation, molecular function: protein phosphatase activator activity.
ACAAGAUCGGAUUACAAGAUGGCGGUCUGUGGACGUUAGCAGAGAGGCCGCCGGAGUUGUUGUGUUCUCUGUGAAUUUUUUUUUUUUAUAUAUACUACUUCACAUCACGGCUUUCCUGUUUGAGCUGCUUUGACGCCGCGAACGUGAUGUGUUCAUAAAAAAUUAGGCCACUGAGAUAUUUUCCACGGCUGUUUUUCUGAAGUUGACUUUUAUACAUAUAGCGGUGCAUGUAGUGUAACAUGCGGCUGGAAACAAAGUUAACAGGUCGCGGGUAGAAAACAGUCGACGGGGGUUGAGGCGACAGCUUGUUAGCACGUAGCUAGCCUGCUAGCUUCGACUCGGUUAACCAUGUCGGACACUCGGCGGCGAGUCAAAGUGUAUACGCUGAAUGAAGACCGGCAGUGGGACGAUCGGGGCACCGGACACGUCUCGUCUACCUUUGUUGAACGCCUGAAGGGGAUAUCGUUAUUAGUUCGGGCCGAAUCAGACGGGUCACUACUAUUGGAGUCCAAGAUAAGCCCAAAUACUGCAUAUCAGAAACAACAGGACACAUUGAUUGUCUGGUCAGAAGCAGAUAAUUAUGAUCUGGCUCUGAGUUUCCAGGAGAAAGCUGGCUGUGAUGAGAUCUGGGAGAAGAUUUGCCAGGUGCAAGGGAAGGACCCUGCCCUGGACAUCACCCAGGACCCCAUCGAUGAAUCAGAGGAGGAGCGAUUUGAGGAGAUCCCAGAGACAAGCCACCUGGUGGAGCUCCCUCCUUGCGAGCUCAGCAGACUGGAGGAGAUAGCUGACCUGGUUACCUCUGUCCUUUCUUCGCCCAUUCGGAGGGAAAAACUUGCCCUGGCCCUAAUGAGCGAGGGCUACAUCAAGAAACUCCUGGGUCUCUUCAGAGUAUGUGAGGACCUGGACAACAGGGAAGGCUUACAUCACCUCUAUGAGAUUGUCCGAGGUGUCUUAUUCCUCAAUAAAGCGGCCCUCUUUGAGGUGAUGUUCUCUGACGAAUGUAUCAUGGAUGUGGUGGGCUGCCUUGAGUAUGACCCAGCACUGGUUCAGCCUAAACGGCACCGGGAAUUCUUGACCAAGACAGCAAAGUUUAAGGAGGUGAUCCCUAUCACGGACUCUGAGCUACGGCAGAAAAUCCACCAGACCUACCGGGUGCAGUACAUCCAGGACAUCAUCCUGCCCACGCCGUCUGUCUUUGAGGAGAAUUUCCUCUCCACGCUCACCUCCUUCAUCUUCUUCAACAAGGUGGAGAUUGUCAGUAUGCUGCAGGAGGACGAGAAGUUCCUAACAGAGGUUUUUGCACAGCUUACAGAUGAAGCCACAGAGGACAGUAAAAGGAGAGAGCUUGUGAACUUUGUCAAGGAAUUCUGUGCUUUUUCACAAACGUUGCAGCCACAAAACAGGGAUGCUUUCUUCAAAACUCUGGCAAAUCUAGGCAUUUUACCUGCUCUUGAAAUAGUCAUGGGAAUGGAUGACCUGCAGGUGAGAGCAGCAGCUACAGACAUCUUCUCCUACCUGGUGGAAUUCAGCCCCUCCAUGGUCAGGGAGUUUGUCAUGCAGGAACCACAGCAGACUGAUGAUGAUGUGCUGCUGAUUAAUGUAGUGAUCAAGCAGAUGAUUUGUGACUCAGACCCAGAGUUAGGAGGGGCGGUCCAGCUGAUGGGUCUGCUCAGGACGCUUAUCGACCCUGAGAACAUGCUGGCUUCCACCAAUAAAACUGAGAAGACAGAAUUUCUGAGUUUCUUCUACAAAUACUGCAUGCAUGUCCUGACUGCUCCUCUGCUGGCCAACACUGCACAUGACAAAAACUCAAAAGAUCUACAGGAGGGAUCAACCAAGAUCAAUCCAGUCUGUCCAGAUAACUUCCAGACCGCUCAGCUCCUGGCGCUCAUCCUGGAGCUGUUGACCUUUUGUGUGGAGCACCACACCUAUCACAUCAAGACCUACAUCAUGAAUAAAGACCUGCUCAGGAGAGUGCUGGUGCUCAUGAACUCAAAACACACCUUCCUCGCUCUUUGUGCCCUGCGUUUCAUGCGAAGGAUCAUUGGUCUGAAGGAUGAGUACUACAACCGUUAUAUCAUCAAAGGGAACCUAUUUGAGCCUGUCAUUAACGCCCUGCUGGACAACGGCACCAGAUACAACCUCCUCAACUCAGCCAUCAUAGAGCUCUUUGAGUUCAUUAAAGUGGAGGACAUCAAGUCUCUCAUCGCUCACAUUGUGGAUAACUUCUACAAAGCACUUGAAUCCAUCGAGUAUGUCCAGACUUUCAAGGGCCUGAAAGGACGGUACGAGCAGGAAAAAGACCGACAGAGUCAGAGAAUCAACAGCAGAUAUCGCAGGGAUGCACGGUCGUUGGAUGAGGAUGAGGAGUUGUGGUUCAAUGACGACGACGAUGACGACGACGGGGAGGCUGUGGAGAAGAGCCGAAUGGAAGAAGACUUCUCUGACAGCUACGGCAAAUACAUGGAAGCCAAAAAAGGAGCUGCCAACGGAGCUAAUGGUGCCAACAACAAUGGGAAGGCUGCUGCCAUUCCGCCUGCCUCACCAGCCGUCACUCCAAACAACAGUUCAACUUCAUCCGUGAAAACAGUUGCUCUUCCUGCCACACCAGUAGUGAAGACUGCUCUGGUCGGUUUGGUGGACUACCCUGACGAUGAGGAUGAAGAGGAAGAAGAGGAGGAGGAAGAGCAGUCUCCGAGGAAGCGGCCCCGCCUGAGCUCUUAAGGCAAAAUGUCCUCUUUUUGGUCGUGGUGGGACGGACAUCGAGUCCCUCCCAUCAUCCCUCCUCUGGUCGUCUCAUUGGUCCUCGGCCUGCUUGUGCCACCUGUCAGUCUCACUGAGGAGACAGACAAAGACGAGCUCCCACCUCACUCAGUUCCUCCUGAUCUCUGCUCUUCUUUUCUCCCUCAGGGGAAGGAGAUGGAGAGCUUCUCUUUUACUGGAAAGAAAGACAGAUCUGUCUGUUCCUUCAGCCCCUUGAUUUUUACCUCUUCCCCUCCCAAAAAGCUCCUUUCUUCCUCCUGAAGAACUCAUUGACCCUUUACAAACUUUCAUAACACUCUCCUGCUCUCCCUGUUCUGACCUCCUUCUGAACAACUUUUUCCCCCUCAUCCACCAUCCUACCUACCGACCAGAGAGGCUGCGGUGGAAAAAAUGGUGCCAAGGCGGUUCCCAACUCUGCUCUGUUGCUAUAGCAACAGCAGUAAGGAAGCUGCGGUACUACAGCAACCCCACAGGAACCCUCACAUGUCCUUAUAUGAACUUUCCCUUCCAUCCUCCUCGAACCCGAGCCAGAGAGCUCCAGAGGCAGAGGAAGCCAGAACACAAGCAGCCAGUGUAUGAACUGUUCGGCGAGCCAGUCAGGCUAGCAGGACUAGCCGUCAUAGUUUAUAGAAAGCUUGACUGGCCGAAGCAAACUGUGCCGCCCUGCCACAGAACUGCUCAGCUUCAUCGGGGGAUAGAGGGAUCUAGGCAACAUAGAUGAGUCAAAACAAAAUGUUUUAGAGAUGAGGGAGGGUAACACACGUCAAAACGUACCAGGAUGAAAACUCAGCAGUAAUGAGGCUUAGAUCUAGAGGAGCAGGACUCAACCUUCAAAAGCCAUUGCGUCAGUUUGGCCAAGGCACACACACACACACACACACACACACACACAACAUCUCGCACACAGGACUGCGUUAGCCAGAAAUCCUGUAUUUCAUGAAUUUGUUCAAAAGUACUGUACAGGUGUUUUUUUUUUUUCUUCUUUUUAAUCAUUUGCCCCUGAUCUGAUUUUGGAAGGGGAGAGAGACGCCUACCUACCUGUGUAUUUCUUUCUUUCUUUUUUUUGUUGUUGUUGCACAAAGAGGUGGGGGUCACUGUUCUCCCUUUCAGUCCAGUUCAUUUGAUUCAAUGUAAAAUGCAGAGAAGUUGCAAAUGGUGGUUUUAAAAAAAUAACGUAUUAAAACUGCAGUAAAGUCCUUUUUGCAGCCAACAUUUUGAGGAUGUCUGGAGUUUUGUAUUUUAGCGGAUUGAAGAAAUUUAGUGGCGUCUUUUAAUGAUGCACACUUAGGCCCUUUUUAUGUUUGUUUUUUUGUUUAUUUUGUUUUAACUGGGUGACAAACCUGAGCUGUCGGGUAGAGAGUGCACACUUUUUAGUUUCAGGAGUUUCAAAGCUUGGCACCCUCCUCCUCCUCUCCCACCCCAAACAGAUCUCAGGUUCAGAAUUCAAUUUGUGUCACACAAAAAGCAAACCCACCUUGUCUGUGCGCUGUAACACUGCUAGCUGGUGAAACAUCUCACGUUUUUAUUACUGAGUAGAGAAGAAAUCUAGAGUUUUAUGAGGCUUGAGGUGCCAGGAGCUUUUUUUUUUUUUUUAUUAAUCUCAGCCUGAUGGUCCAGAAAGUUCAGCACCAGUUGAUCCAGGACAGAGAUAUUCAACAAUUUACGUCUAAUUUGACUUUGAUCUGUCGAUAUAUCAAAAAUGUGUUGAAGGAAUUUAAUUUGUUUCUUUACAUUUUAUUUUAAUUCAAACUCCAUGAUUGGAUGAGCUGUUUGUGUAUUACUCAUGAUUUAGCCCCCCCACCCAGAGUUUGAUGCAGUGGAGCUUUUCAAAUGAAACUGUGUAGGUGAAGUAUUUCUCACCAAGCACGCAGGUUUGAUGACGUCAGAAGGGGGCAGACACAUUUCAGUGUCUGGUUAAAACAUUUCUCAUCUCUCCUGGUCUCACCACAAGCACACACAAACAUACACACACACACACACACACAGAGUGAGAGAGGCAGAUGAAGGGAAUCAAAGAGUCAAGAGUGCGAGCAGCAGGGUAGGAACACAAAUACAAUGAUCAUUGCCAAUGUGCUUUUCAGAAGUUAUAAGGGAGAGAGAGAGCAGUACACGAGCAGUGAAUUGUCUUUUUCUCCUGCUUACACACUCUUGUCUGUUAGUGUCGCCCAACGAUAUGACUGUUUUUGCUCUCCCUUGAUGAAUUUGUACCAAGUGCAUUUACUACCACUAUCCAUUCUUAACAUUUGUAUGAAUUUAUUUGAUAAGUUUUGAAAUUAAAUGUGACCCUGACAUUGAA